Messenger RNA from Botrytis byssoidea, 2061 nucleotides. RefSeq lists its product as uncharacterized. NCBI's taxonomy places the organism in Eukaryota, Fungi, Ascomycota, Leotiomycetes, Helotiales, Sclerotiniaceae. Bases 1 to 2061 code for a protein of 686 amino acids. The record is from RefSeq and is a predicted model, not a curated record. The transcript is spliced from 3 exons.
AUGCCUUCAACUGAUGGAGAUGGCGAUGUGACCGAGGGACUUGGUCGUGACCAAAACCUCAACAACAUCAAGAAGCAACAAUCUCCCCGUCGUGGCUCUGUUGCUACACCUGUCAAGUCUAGCAUUCUCUCCAAUUCGCAAGCUAAAAUAAACACCAAAGAUCUAUUCGCCUCGAUCGAGAUCGGUGACGAGAUAGAUGACGAGAUAGAUGACAGCUAUGAUCCCGUCACGCCAUCCAAUUCAUCAGCUAAAGCUGUUCGUGGUAAUGGAAGAAAGACCGUCGGGCCUCUAUCUCCAAGAAAAGCUGCGAGUAAUAAGCGCUCAUCUAACAAGAUCACUAAGAUCAAUCCAUCUUCAAAGAAGAUGGAGAUCAAGGAAAGCCGCGAGAUCUUGAAAAGCGUAAUAGGCGGCGAAUAUUCCGAGGAAGAUGACGAUAAAUGGGAAGACGAGAACGAUGGAGUCGAGUCCCCCAAAAACACUUGGGCCAAAGCUGGUAAGGUAAUUGGGUCUGCUGGAAAGCCAACACAUCCAUAUGGUCGUGUUGAAGGACGCAAGCUUGUACCUUGGCACAGACCAAGAAUGGCGGAGAAAUUGAUUCAAUGCAUCAAUUAUGAAUGUCGCCGUAAAGGAUUGAACAUUCCGUGGGACGAUAUCGCUCACAGAAUGGACCCUGGAAGUUCUGCUGCAGCUGUCAUGCAGUAUAUCAAUAAGAUGCGUGAAACUCUUAUCCCCGAAGGUCACCUUGUUCCUCCUCCUUUUGCAAAGAAGAACCCUGUCAAUCCAAAAGUUCGUGGAAUGAUUCGCGAUAUGAAGUCUGACGACCCAAAAGCAACUCGUGAAGUUACUUGGGAUGAAGAAAUCGAGCACCCGAAGGAGAGUUUGAGUAUUCCUGGUGUCACCAGAGGCUCAGGAACUUAUCGUCGCGAUAGGGCUCGAUGGCAAAACAACAAGGCAUCCAUCGUCGAAGAAACACCUACCAAGACUCUCUCUAGUCGACAACGUCCUCAAAAGCGAGCAUCAGAGGCAAAGACUGGACAAAAAGAGAAGUCUUUCAUGGUCAAGAAGGAGCGAUCCGAAUCAAUCGACCCGGCCGAAAUGCCAUCGGACGAGGAUUACGACCCCGGAAACCGCCUUAAGAUCAAGGGCCAUCGCAAGCGUAAGGUCAAGGUCAAGACCGAGCGUAGAUAUUAUUUGGAUGAGACCAGCGAUUUCGAGGGUGAAUCAUUUGAAUAUUCUGAGGAUGAUGACUUCAUUGCAGAGACACCCUGCAAGAAGCUUGCCGGAAAUCAUGCAAAGACACCUUUAGCCAGUUUGCCACUCAAGCUCAAGAUCUCAUCUGAUAAGCUAAAGAAAUUCGCUGCAGGCACUUCCAUGAACUUUGGUGAGGAGAAAGUUGCAGUCAAUGAGACCGAGUACAAGAGCAGAUAUAGCGGUGGUGAUGAUGAAGCAGAGACGAUUGUCGAUGCUCACGCUCGCGAUUUUGAUGAUGUUUUUGGUCAUGGAGGCUUGCAUGUCAACAAUGGUAUCGCUGGGCUUCAAAAUCAGCUUUUUUACACUCCUUACGGCUACAAUGGAGGCAUGAACCCUGGAUCCGGUACUUACAGCCCACAAGGCGCAUUGACUGCUCAAGCCUAUAAUCCAGUCUACGACCAAACUCUUAGCAAUCAUAACUUUAUGAAUGCCGAGACGAGACCGUAUCAAAAUACACAUAGUAACUACCAAUCCUCCAACCAGCAACUCUUCGGCUUUCCACAUUGCGGCUCAACACCUGUCAUGAACCAUGGCUUGAGCUUCGAAGGCCUGGGUGAGGCGAUGCAAGAUCUAAAUGGUGGUCAUGACAGCAUGAGUUCCUUGCAAUCUAGCAUCGGACUCCGCUCGGACACCAGCGGAUUCGGUAACUUUACUGACUCUGUCGGUCCCACUUAUGGCGGAUCAACAUACACCUUCAUCGAUCCCAGCGAACUUUCUAAUCAGGGUUUCAAAUCUUUCGAUGAUGGUUUUGUUCAAGCUUACAAUUCCAGCCAACCUCAAGCUUUCAACCCCAAUGGCACCAAUCUUUGA